Molecule: messenger RNA, 3086 nt
Organism: Electrophorus electricus (electric eel)
Lineage: Eukaryota; Metazoa; Chordata; Actinopteri; Gymnotiformes; Gymnotidae
Gene: naf1
Product: nuclear assembly factor 1 homolog (S. cerevisiae)
Biological process (GO): pseudouridine synthesis; box H/ACA snoRNP assembly; ribosome biogenesis
Cellular component (GO): sno(s)RNA-containing ribonucleoprotein complex
Molecular function (GO): RNA binding
Source: RefSeq, a predicted model, not a curated record
UCUGUCUAGCGUGAUAGUCUCUUUUCUGAAUUAAUUUUCCAGCACUUGAAUACGGGGUAAAUGGAGAAUUUAAUAACAGAGGAUUUAAUAUCCACUAAGCUUGAAGUGGAUGACACGGCAGAUAAGUUGUAUCAUGAACACAACAAACUAGUUGAACCUGAAUCAAACAGCAGCACUUCAGAGAAAAGCGAACUACAGAGCCGUGACACUGAAGCCGACCCAGGUACAGUCAAAGUCGCCUCGCGGACGAGUGAGGUUAUGGAGACGGGACUGUGCGAGCAGGACGGGGAUCAGCACUCUGGCUCUCUGCAUGGGAAAAGCGAACUACGGAGCCGUGACGCUGAAGCCGACCCAGGUACAGUCAAAGUCGCCUCGCGGACGAGUGAGGUUAUGGAGACGGGACUGUGCGAGCAGGACGGGGAUCAGCACUCUGGCUCUCUGCAUGGGAAAAGCGAACUACGGAGCCGUGACGCUGAAGCCGACCCAGGUACAGUCAAAGUCGCCUCGCGGACGAGUGAGGUUAUGGAGACGGGACUGUGCGAGCAGGACGGGGAUCAGCACUCUGGCUCUCUGCAUGGGAAAAGCGAACUACGGAGCCGUGACGCUGAAGCCGACCCAGGUACAGUCAAAGUCGCCUCGCGGACGAGUGAGGUUAUGGAGACGGGACUGUGCGAGCAGGACGGGGAUCAGCACUCUGGCUCUCUGCAUGGGAAAAGCGAACUACGGAGCCGUGACGCUGAAGCCGACCCAGGUACAGUCAAAGUCGCCUCGCGGACGAGUGAGGUUAUGGAGACGGGACUGUGCGAGCAGGACGGGGAUCAGCACUCUGGCUCUCUGCAUGGGAAAAGCGAACUACGGAGCCGUGACGCUGAAGCCGACCCAGGUACAGUCAAAGUCGCCUCGCGGACGAGUGAGGUUAUGGAGACGGGACUGUGCGAGCAGGACGGGGAUCAGCACUCUGGCUCUCUGCAUGGGAAAAGCGAACUACGGAGCCGUGACGCUGAAGCCGACCCAGGUACAGUCAAAGUCGCCUCGCGGACGAGUGAGGUUAUGGAGACGGGACUGUGCGAGCAGGACGGGGAUCAGCACUCUGGCUUUCUGCAUGGGAAAAGCGAACUACGGAGCCGUGACGCUGAAGCCGACCCAGGUACAGUCAAAGUCGCCUCGCGGACGAGUGAGGUUAUGGAGACGGGACUGUGCGAGCAGGACGGGGAUCAGCACUCUGGCUCUCUGCAUGGGAAAAGCGAACUACGGAGCCGUGACGCUGAAGCCGACCCAGGUACAGUCAAAGUCGCCUCGCGGACGAGUGAGGUUAUGGAGACGGGACUGUGCGAGCAGGACGGGGAUCAGCACUCUGGCUCUCUGCAUGGGAAAAGCGAGCUACGGAGCCGUGACGCUGAAGCCGACCCAGGUACAGUCAAAGUCGCCUCGCGGACGAGUGAGGUUAUGGAGACGGGACUGUGCGAGCAGGACGGGGAUCUGCACUCUGGCUCUCUGCAUGGGACUGUACAUCAGGAGGCAGUGAUCCCUCUCUGUGGUGAUGGAGGGUCUUUGGCACUGUUGAGCAUGCAGUAUAGGGAUGACAGCUCAGAUGACCCCUCAGACAGUGACUCAGACUCUUCUUCAUCCUCCACAUCAUCUUCAUCCUCCUCUUCCUUGUCUGGUCCUACGAAUGAGCCUGACCAGGACGGUGAUCAGGAAGAUGGACACACUUCUGGGAAGAAACUGCCGCCAGUAAGGACUCAAGAUGAGCUGCUUAUUGAGGACCUUCCCCCGGUGGAAAAUCUGACCCUUACCCUCCCUGAGGAGACAGAAGUGGAGGCUGUUGGAAUCAUCUCAAGCAUCAUAGAUCAGCUAGUCAUUGUUGAAUCAAAAAAGGACAGUCCACCCCUGAAUGAGGACAGUGUCUUAUUCAACAAGGACCACCUAGCUAUCGGCAGGGUGUUUGAAGUGUUUGGCCCAGUUUGUCAGCCGUACUACGUCCUGAGGUUCAACUCUCAAGAGGAAAUAGAGCAGAAGAACCUCCACUUAAGGGAGAUGGUUUUCUUCGCUCCAAAACUCAAAGACUUCACUGACUACAUCUUUGUUGAGAAGAUUAAGCAAACGAGAGGCUCAGAUGCUUCAUGGAAGAAUGACCAGGAGCCUCCCCCAGAGGCGCUGGACUUCAGUGAUGAUGAGCAGGAGAGGCUGGCUAAACAGAAACUGAAGGAGCAGAAGAGACAUCAUCAGCAGAGCCUCGAGGACUCAGACUUGGAGAGCGAACCUUCCUCAGUCGCUCAGCAGAGACCUCCGUCCUCACAGAAACCGCUGCGGAGGAAACCACGCCAGGGCCGGAAUUUUCCACGUGACCAGUCUGCGUACCACAACCCUCACGCAGGCUUCCACAGCAACUAUCACACUAUACCCCACUUUCUGCCCCAUGGCCCUGCCCACUUCCCACCCGAGUGUAUGUUCCCUCCUCCUGGCCCCUACCAGCCACCCUUCCAGGGUCCUGGGUACUCUCCCUACCCCAGACCACCCCCUCCUCCCAUGGGCAUGGUCCCCUGGCCCCCAGGGCCUUACCCAGACCCCAUGUUCCACCCUGCUCCACCUCCACCUCCUCCCUCAAUUUAACACUCAGUGGCUUUAUGUCUGUCUAGUCUGUCCAGUGUCUUCUAAAAAGAAGCCGGACUUAUUUACCUGUGCUGAACUGACUGAACAUUCUAAUAUUCUUAUGCCUCCGUAAUAAGCUUCUUAAGUGGGUAUGAAGAGGUUCUUAUUGUACUUUCUUCAGAGGUUCAUGCUAAUAACUGUGUUGAGAAGAAACCAGAUGGAACAUACAGGUACCAUGCAGGCCUUAUUUGUAAAUUAUUUGGUUGUAUACUAAUAGACAAAGCUUUAUUAAUCAGAGUCGGUGGACAUUGGAACUGCAGAUUUUUGUAAUAAAACGAUAAUACCUCAUUAAAAGGUGUGAGUCCUUUUCAGAUGACAUUUUCCUGUACCUAGCCUGCUACAAAUUUGCAUUUCUUAUUAUACAUGCACUUGUUUUGCAUACUUACUUAUUUACAUAUUUACUGAAUGCUUUAUUUAUGUGUUAUAUUUCUGCA